AUGAGUAGUCCUAAGCGCAGGAUAGAGACAGAUGUCAUGAAAAUGCUCAUGAGUGAUUAUGAAGUCACAUUGGUCAACGACAACAGUGAGCAAGAGUUCUACGUACGCUUUAAAGGUCCCGAAGAGACACCUUUUGUCGGCGGGCACUGGAAGAUUCACGUAGAGCUACCGGAUCAAUACCCUUACAAGAGUCCCAGCAUUGGGUUUGUGAAUCGGAUAUUCCAUCCCAACAUCGACGAACUAUCAGGCAGCGUUUGCCUUGAUGUCAUCAACCAGACCUGGUCGCCGAUGUACGAUAUGGUCAACAUAUUUGAGGUUUUCCUGCCCCAACUUCUGCGGUAUCCCAAUCCUACCGACCCCUUGAAUGGCGAAGCAGCUGCGCUGUUGAUGAGGGACUCGAAGGGCUAUGAUGCCAAAGUCAAAGAAUAUGUGACCAAGUACGCCUCGAAAGAGAGCGUUGACGAUGCUGGUAACGACUCCAACGAUAGCGAUGAGAUGAGCAGCGUGGGCAGUUUUGACGAUGAUGACGACGACGAACCAGCAGGAACCAUGGACGAGGUAUGACCAGGCUCUCUAGGCUCCAGUGUUUGCAAGGACUCAGUGACAGCACCCAGGCGUGCCAGAUGAUGUGGUUUUGGAGCUUAUGUCGUGGCAUCGGAGUCAGGAACAAGGGAGGGAAGGAGGGAGGGCUAUACCAUUUAAGAUAAUCUCAUGAGAAAGCACGAAUGGAUGGAGCGUUUGUUGCAUUACAACGAACGAGACAUGUCGCAGGCCCUAAACUAUUCACUGAUGCUAAGUACAUGUAUGGG
This is a messenger RNA of Sphaerulina musiva SO2202, 809 nucleotides long. Its product is annotated as ubiquitin-conjugating enzyme E2-21 kDa 2. Gene Ontology annotation, biological process: ubiquitin-dependent protein catabolic process; protein polyubiquitination. The record is from RefSeq and is a predicted model, not a curated record. The coding region runs from base 1 to 564 and encodes 187 amino acids. The transcript is spliced from 6 exons. Gene Ontology annotation, cellular component: nucleus. Gene Ontology annotation, molecular function: ubiquitin conjugating enzyme activity. NCBI's taxonomy places the organism in Eukaryota, Fungi, Ascomycota, Dothideomycetes, Mycosphaerellales, Mycosphaerellaceae.